UUCUGUGAUCCUUGCAUUGACAGCAUCACUCCAGAGAUGAAUCUCCGAUCUGUAUUUACUGUAGAACAACAAAGGAUUUUACAGCGUUAUUAUGAAAAUGGAAUGACAAAUCAAAGUAAAAACUGCUUUCAGCUCAUUUUACAGUGUGCACAAGAGACAAAGCUGGACUUCAGUGUAGUUAGGACGUGGGUUGGCAAUAAGAGAAGAAAAAUGAGUAGUAAGAAUUCUGAAUCAGGAACAACAGCAACAGGAACUAUUUUUAGUCCCUCUUUGGGAACUCCAGACAUUAAAGUCAGAAAUGCAGUCAAUAUUGCUCGAUCCUCAAGUCAACAGUCUUCUUGGACAUCUUCCAAUAAUGAUGUUGUUGUAACUGGUAUAUACAGCCAAGCCAGUUCAUCAAAUAGUCAAGGUGCAACCAAACAUACAAAUACACAAAUCAGAGAAGCACAUAAAGUCCCUAAUCAGAAAACAGCCAGUAAAAAUGAUACUGAGUUUCAGUUACACAUUCCUGAUCAAAGACAAGUAGCACACUGUAAAAAUGCCUCUCUGCUCUUAGGUGAAAAAACUAUUAUUUUGUCAAGAAAGACAAGUGUGUUAAAUGCUGGAAACUCAGUAUAUAAUCACACAAAGAAAAGCUAUGGAAGCCCUUCAAUGGAAACUUCUGAAAUGACAGUACCUCAAAAAUCAUCAGUGUGCAACCGACCUUGCAAAACUGAACCAGCUGGAACGCAAAGGAUAUAUAAACCUGAGCACACAGGUUCACGUAAUUUAUGUGGACAAAAAGCACCUAUUCGAGACCCUUACUGUAGAACGCAGAACUUGGAAAUCCGUGAAGUAUUUUCACUGGCAGUUACUGAUUACCCCCAGAGAAUUCUUGGAGGAAGUGGUACACAGAAGUCUAGUUCAGCAGAAGGAACGUGUUUAUCUAUUGCAAUGGAAACUGGAGAUGCUGACUAUGAAUAUGCCAGAGAGGAGGAGUUGGCAUUGAUGGGAGCACAGAUACCGAGCUACACAAGGUUUUAUGAAAGUGGCAGUUCCCCUCGAGCUGAAAACCAAAGUACAGCUUUGCCUGGGAGAAAUAUGCCCAAUUCACAAGUGGUUAAUAUUAGAGACUUCUCAGAUAAUGUAUUGUAUCAAAAUAGAGACUGCCAUCUGACACCUCGGACCUCACUGCACACAGCAUCUACUACAAUGUACAGCAAUACAGAUUCAUCACGGAGUAAUUUUUCUCCACAUUUUUCAUCACCAAAGCAAUUGAGGUUUUCACAAAACCAAAACAAUUACCAGAUUUCAGGAAACCUUUCUGUGCCUUGGAUUACAGGGUGUUCUAGAAAAAGAGCACUACAAGACCGAACUCAGUUCAGUGACCAAGACUUAGCUACCCUUAAGAAGUACUGGGAUAAUGGUAUGACAAGCCUUGGCUCUGUUUGUAGAGAGAAAAUUGAAGCUGUUGCAGCUGAAUUAAAUGUUGACUGUGAAAUAGUUCGGACAUGGAUUGGGAAUCGAAGAAGAAAAUAUCGUUUAAUGGGUAUUGAGGUUCCACCUCCAAGAGGAGGUCCUGCUGAUUUUUCUGAGCAGCUGGAUUCUGAUUCUUUGUGUGCAUUCACACCGGGAGAAGAUGGUACCGAAGGAGAAGAUAAUGACAGAAAUGAUGGAAUAUCCAUCUGUUUGUCUGAAGGAAGCUUCCAAGAAGAGUCCAGUGAAGUGGUUCCAAAUGAGGAAAGGUCUCAGGAGGAGGGCUACCAUGCACUAUCCACAGAUAAUGUGAAAAUAGAAAUACUUGAUGAUGAGGAAAGUGAUAUGAUAAGCAAUUCUGAAGUAGAGCAAGUAAAUUCUCUCUUGGAUUAUAAGAAUGAAGAAGCUAGAUUCAUUGAAAAUGAGCUGGAAGUUCAAAAGCAAAAAUACUUUAAACUUAGAACAUUCGUUAGAAACUUGAUACUAGCUAUGAAAGCUGACAAUAAGGAACAACAGCAGGCACUACUGUCAGAUUUACCUCCUGAAUUAGAAGAACUGGAUUUUGAUCAUACUUCACCAGAGCCUCUUGAUAUAUCACUCACUGUGUCUUCUUUAUCAGAGAAAAAUGCCUCAGACAGUUUGUGACUCGAGGAUAAGGGUGAUAUAUGUAGUCUAUUGCUUGCCUGACAGAUAUGCAUCUAAAGAUAACUAAAUUCUUCUGCCCUGAAAUAAUUCAGUUGGAAAAAUGUGUUGUUGAAACAAGAUGUCUGUUAAAGAAUGAGAUAUAAUGGCUACAGAGCAAGAAAUUUAUUUGAAAUAUGAAUUCAUUGUUUGAGAGUCAAGCUUAGAUAAUAUAUUUUAAAGUGAUACUACUUAUGUUUUACAAUACAAUUCUUGAAUUUAUUGGUACUAUUCUAUGAGCAAAUUGUUAAAAUAGCCACCUUAUUAAAGAUUUUUUAUAAUGUACCAUAUGCAAGGCACUGUAAACAAUUCUUAUAAAACUUGGGUUCAGAGGAAUAACACCAAAGGGAGGGAGUUUACCUUUCAUGCGGCUGAUGAAGGUUUGAUUCCCAGCAAUCCAUAUGGUCCCCUGAGCCUUCCAGUACUAAUUUCUGAGCACAUAGCCAAGAGUAACUCCUGAGCACCACCGAUGUGGCCCUAAAACAAUCAAACAAACA
Suncus etruscus (white-toothed pygmy shrew) is the source of this 2633-nucleotide messenger RNA. RefSeq names its product highly divergent homeobox (gene HDX). Gene Ontology annotation, biological process: regulation of transcription by RNA polymerase II. The transcript is spliced from 10 exons. NCBI's taxonomy places the organism in Eukaryota, Metazoa, Chordata, Mammalia, Eulipotyphla, Soricidae. Gene Ontology annotation, molecular function: RNA polymerase II cis-regulatory region sequence-specific DNA binding; DNA-binding transcription factor activity, RNA polymerase II-specific. The record is from RefSeq and is a predicted model, not a curated record. The coding region runs from base 37 to 2100 and encodes 687 amino acids.